AUGAGCUUGGCAUGCCUCGCGUGCCGUGGCAUUGAAAGCCCAUCUCACUCGUUCAGAAGCUACUCAGUCUCGAGCUCCGAAAACGAGGGCAGAUGCUCGGCAGUCUCGAGUUGCUUGACCCGAAAGACUUCACUCCCACACCACAGGACUAAUCGUAGCACAACAUCAUCUAAAGUGAUGCCACAGCCCACCAAUAUUCCUGGUAAUGUGGCCUCACGCCUCGACCGGAGCCAUGCUGUCAGAAGGGACAUUGUUAGGGAUUGGAAUUUUGACGAGCCACUUUUGGAACGUUAG
This is a messenger RNA of Striga hermonthica, 294 nucleotides long. NCBI's taxonomy places the organism in Eukaryota, Viridiplantae, Streptophyta, Magnoliopsida, Lamiales, Orobanchaceae. The record is from the annotation of a GenBank genome assembly.